AUGCCUUUACUCACUCCCCAACUACCUGACUUUUUCAACAUUACAACAUUCGGCGCCCAGUAUCAUGGUAAUACUCCGUCCGAAUCUAAGGCCGCGCUGAUUGCCGAGUUCGACACAGCCCUCAAAGCAGCGGCAGUGUUUGUUGAAGAUCUAAUCAACGACGACACCGAGCGUGAUUUAGGACUCUCUCGUGUCUGGAUCAGCUAUUGGAAAUCCCCCGAAGCCUUCCAGACCUGGUGGAAUUGCCCGGAAACAAAGCAGUUCUGGGCUGCCCUCCCUGAAGAUGCUGGUUUCUGGAGGGAGAGCCUGCGCUUCUCAAACAAGAGAUUCGUCACGGAGAUGUCUCAGGACAUCCCUUCAGGCGUAGGCCAUCUCGGCCCUAUGGUGCCCCUGACUGAGAAGACUGGAUACUGGGGCGCCCUGCGCGACCGUCUGCAGGAGUCAACAAACCGCAACAUCCUUGCUUCGUCUAUAGACGGUGUGCCCGAACCGAAAGCCCCGACGGGUGAUCUACGCCGCGGCCGUGUCAAGAUAACCAAAUUCCCAGACAACAUCUGCUUUGUCGUCGAGGGGCAGGACCGCACUACUAUGACGGGGGCUGAGAGCAAGCUCUGGUCGGAAAAGUUCCACCGGAAUACGAAGCGGUUCAUCACAAACGUUGUCCGGUCCGGCCCAGACGCCGGCAUGUUGUCAGCGCGUCUAUGUCAUGUCCCGGAGAGCGGAAAAACAAAAAUUGAGCCGUCAUACGGCACAGAUGACCCGGACUUCUUCCCCGCCCUCGACUUCAAUCGCUGUGUGCAGAUUUUCUUCUUCCUGGAGUUUAGAUACAUGGAGCGUGCCGGCCGGAGGGAAAAGUCUCACGUUGCUUUGAGACGCGAGUUCAUGGAAGCAUACGAGCCGGCUGGUUGUAUGGCACACGGCAACAUGCUGGUCUGGGUGGACUGUGGAGUGGUUAAGUCUCAGGAUAUCGAGGCCGAAUACGUUGGUUGCUAUGAUGGUACAGGCUUCCUGGCCUACGAUCACCACCCCGACUUCAAGUCUACAGUGAACGGGCAGUCAAAGUUGCAGGGUCUUCUAAGCUACGUUGGUCUCGCAUAG
This is a messenger RNA of Phaeoacremonium minimum UCRPA7, 1098 nucleotides long. RefSeq names its product putative aldoxime dehydratase protein. The transcript has a single exon. Lineage: Eukaryota; Fungi; Ascomycota; Sordariomycetes; Togniniales; Togniniaceae. Bases 1 to 1098 code for a protein of 365 amino acids. The record is from RefSeq and is a predicted model, not a curated record.